UCCGCGCCGGGGCCACCAUGGCUUCUUCCAUCGGCAACUUGUUCCGACGGAGCCUCCGGCGCCCCGGGCGCAGAGAAGGAAAGGAUGAGGCCUCUGCUGCAGAAAACAACCCCCCCCGGGUGCCCCAGGGGAAGGUGGGGGACAGGAGCUCCAUUCUCUGCUCUGGGCAGUUCUUCUUCGAGUACCUGGUGGUGGUGUCGCUCAAGAAGGUCUCAGAGGGACGCUACGAACCCAGAAUCUCCUACCAAUUCCCAAAGCGUGAGAACCUGCUGAAGGGCCAGAGGGAGGAGGAGGAACGUCUGCUCACAGCCAUCCCCCUCUUCUGCUUCCCCGACGGCAACAACUGGGCCCCUGUCACCGAGUUCCCGAGUGAAACCUUCUCGUUCGUGCUGACCAACGUGGAUGGCAGCAGGAAGAUCGGGUACUGCCGGAGGCUGCUGCCCGGGGACGUGCUCGGCGAGCCGCCGGGCAGAGCUGGUGACAACAACUGA
Pipra filicauda (Wire-tailed manakin) is the source of this 491-nucleotide messenger RNA. RefSeq names its product DENN domain containing 2D (gene DENND2D). The coding region runs from base 18 to 491 and encodes 157 amino acids. Gene Ontology annotation, cellular component: nucleoplasm; cytosol. The record is from RefSeq and is a predicted model, not a curated record. The transcript has 5 exons. NCBI's taxonomy places the organism in Eukaryota, Metazoa, Chordata, Aves, Passeriformes, Pipridae.